AUGCAGCAACACCAAUACAUCCUAAGCAGUCUUUUACUGGCUGCCAGUGCUAUCCACGCGCAGACCACCACGCUGAACGACAUAUUCGCCCCGCCUGAUUCAUCCAACUCCCGAACCGACCUGUUCACUCCAACAAGCACUGGCAGCGACUUCUCCUCCUCUACCGCGUCCCCCUCGGUCUCGGGCACGCCAGCCACCGUCUAUUUCGUCGCGCUCGAAGGCACCGCCGUCUCCAUCGACCCAGAUGUCGAGCUCCUAGCCUCAGUCAUCGCAGCGGAGCCCUCAGCCACGACAUACCAUAUCGCGGAGAUCAUUGGCGGGCCUAAUGUGCAGUACCCUAUCAUGACGAUCGUCAAUGGGCCGUCUACAUACGGUCUUCAAUUCACAUCCCAAAACCUCCUAACAAUGGACACCCACUGCGCCAUCAGCUCCGGCAGCAUCGGCUGCACCAUUGACGCCAGUGUUGCCGGUACGGGAACUACCGUCACGACCACAUACGCCACCGAGGACAUUGCCUUUAGCGAGAUGCCCGUUACUAUCACGGGUGGGGUGGCGUUGGAGAGUCUGCCCAGCGAGGCGCCUGGUGCGGCCGCGGAGAGUAAUGGUGAUGGAGCGAGUGGGAGUGGGAGUGGGAGUGGGAGUAGUGAGAAUGGGGCUGCGAGGGUAGGGGGCGUUGGGGUGCUGGGAUUGGGGCUGGCGGCGGCGGCGGCGGUUUUGUUAGUGGGGUCGUAG
Molecule: messenger RNA, 732 nt
Organism: Cyphellophora europaea CBS 101466
Lineage: Eukaryota; Fungi; Ascomycota; Eurotiomycetes; Chaetothyriales; Cyphellophoraceae
Exons: 2
Coding region: 1-732 (243 amino acids)
Source: RefSeq, a predicted model, not a curated record